AUUUAUGGCCUAGCUUUGGAUACAGCCGUUGAACCAACCAUAACGAGUGAUGUGAACGAAGAAGAUGUGCUCAAGUCAACAGCACCAUCCUUAAGCAACAAUCUGAUGCGAAGUGUUGAAGUGUGUCAAUGUCCUGAAAAUUUCGCUGAAAUGAGUGAAUUGCAGAAAUGUAAACCCGGAUAUCGACGAGUGAAUAAUCAGCUGUAUGGUGGACGAUGUGAGAAAUGUAUAUGUCAAGGACAUUCGGAUGAAUGUGAUCCAUUCACAGGACAUUGCACAAACUGCAAGCAUAAUACAACCGGACCUCGAUGUGAACGAUGCUUGCCUGGUCAUUACGGCAAUCCAUCGUUGGGUGGUGAGCGUGGAGAAUGUCGUCCAUGUGCAUGUCCAACAAUCGAAAACAAUCAUUCACCUGAAUGUACGUUAACUCAGUUGGUUGUUGGAGGUGCUGCAGCAUCGGGCGAAGAUGCAUACGUUUGUACGGCUUGCGAAACUGGUUACGAUGGAAAUAAAUGUGAAAUAUGCGCAGAUGGUUUUUAUGGAGAUCCGCUGAGUAAGGAUGGUGAAUGUAAAGCAUGCGAAUGUAACGGUAACAUCGACCCGAUGGCAAUCGGUAACUGCAAUCGAUCAACAGGAAAAUGCUUGAAAUGCAUUUAUAAUACGGAAGGAGAUCACUGUGAAGUUUGUAAAGAGAAUCACUGGGGCAGUGCGAAGGAUAAAUCAUGUACCUCGUGUGGUUGUCACCCGAAAGGUGGUUAUUUCCGAAUCGGUGCACUAUCUGCUAAUUGCGAUACUUUGACGGGUGAAUGCGAAUGUCUUGAAAACUACGAGGGUAUGCAGUGCGAUAAGUGCAAGGCUGGUCAUGGAGAUAUUGAAAACUACUGUCCAGAGUGCAACUGUAACUCAACUGGCUCGAUUGGUGUAGAGUGCGAUCAAGUAUCCGGACAGUGUCAAUGCAAAAUGGGUGUAUUCGGUAAGCAGUGUGACAUGUGUCGUGCAAGUUAUUUCAACUUCACUGAUACCGGAUGUCAGUUUUGUCAGUGUAAUAUUUACGGUUCGAUUGAUGACGGUCGAUGCGACAAUGUAACUGGUAAAUGUGAAUGUCGUAUUAAUGUUGAUGGGAACAUGUGCGAAAAAUGCGUAGAUGGCUUCUUCAAUAUCACAUCUGGGAGUGGAUGUCAGGCGUGUGGAUGUGAUCCACAAGGCUCAGAUGGCGUACUGUGCGAUAUGCAUUCCGGACAAUGUGCGUGCAAGCCAGGUGUCACAGGUCUGAAAUGUGAUCAGUGUGCACCGAAUCAUUACGGUCUUGAUGAAACUGGUUGUAAAGAGUGUCAAAUUUGUCCGGCACCAGGUCAAGUUUGUGAUCCAGUUACUGGCGAUUGUGUAUGUCCACCGAAUACGGUCGGUGAAAUGUGUGAGAAUUGUACCAAGAAUGCAUGGAACUAUCAUCCACUGAAGGGGUGCACAUUGUGCGAUUGCUCUGAAGUUGGAGCUGAUGGAUCUGAUUGUAACCCACUGAAUGGACAGGUUUGA
Anisakis simplex (herring worm) is the source of this 1533-nucleotide messenger RNA. The record is from the annotation of a GenBank genome assembly. Lineage: Eukaryota; Metazoa; Nematoda; Chromadorea; Rhabditida; Anisakidae.